Molecule: messenger RNA, 1806 nt
Organism: Paramecium tetraurelia
Lineage: Eukaryota; Ciliophora; Oligohymenophorea; Peniculida; Parameciidae
Exons: 2
Biological process (GO): protein phosphorylation
Molecular function (GO): protein kinase activity; ATP binding
Source: RefSeq, a predicted model, not a curated record
AUGAAUUAGGAAAUCAAACAAGCUAAAUAUGGUUUAAUAAUGAGAAUGAUAGCAAUCAGAUUCGAGACUGUCAUUUUGGUAAAAAAAAUUGAAAAUUUUUUUGUGAUAAUUAUAACUUAAUCUUUUAAACUUAUCCGAAUAUUAAAUACUGAUUAAAUGAAACAAAAAAGGGUAGUUAAAGUGGAUAAUGAAAGAAUCAAAAAAUUAUAAAUAAAGGAAACUAGUGUUAACUUAGAUUGGCUGCUAAAAUAACCAAAUAUUAAUGAAAUCUAAUCAACAUUGUAAUUUAUAUCACUCAUCGAUUUGAAUAUCGAAAUAGAUAAUUUUGAUAUAUAAGGCGUCUGCCAUACUGUUUAUAACAAUCAGAUAUAAUUGAAAUAUAUUUCAAUAGCAAACGAUUUAUUAAUUUUCUAGGAAAGUAAUUGUGUAGUUUUGAGUGGCUGUGUUAUCUAAAAGAGAAAAUUUCAUAGUAAUCAUAAUUAACUAUUUUUGAUUUCUUUAUAAAAUCAAAGUGGAAAACUGCUAUUGCUAUUCUAACAUCCAAUAUCAUAAAAAGAAUGGUAUAAGGUUUUAAAAUUAUCAGCCAUAUAAAUCGAUUUUCUUAAGAAAUAUAGGAUAUUAGAUAACAUAUGUUUAAACUUUUAUUAUGUGUCACACAAAAAAAAGAAGAAAAAAUACGCAGCUCAAAUUAUAAAUAGAAAAAACUUUAAACUCUAUGAUUAAUAAGAUGUCAUAAAUAAUUAUAUAAAAAUUUUAAGAAAUAAUAAUAUCUAAAAUGUUUUUCCAAUUAUUAGUAUAUUUGAUGAAAAUGAUAUUCUAUAUCUAAUCACUGAAUAAUUUGUAGGUAGCGCUUUUGAAUAAUUAUUAUCUAGUCAGAAUACCGUAAUUACUCAAUCUGAUUUAGCUUUUAUAAUCUUUUCUGUUCUUUAGAAUUUGAAAAGUUUAUAAGAUGAAGAUCUGUUUCAUGGAAACUUAAAUCUAGAUAAUAUUGUCAUUAUCAAUUCAUCAAGUUAGGUCGGAGUCUAUGUGAUUAAUCCAAUUUACAAAGUUUACAAAUCAAAAUCUAUUGAGUAUUAUGUCCACACUAUUCCUGAUUAUCUUGUUGCCCCUGAAAUAAAUGAUACCUAAGCUCCGUCAGUUUCUAGUGAUAUUUACUAAUUGGGGAUCCUUUUGUUGUUGGUCAGCUUUUAAUGUGCGUCAGAAAAACUCGAUGGUUCGUUUGUUCAAAAAGUGUUAAAAAAUAAAUAAUUUUUGGUAUCUUCCCAAGAGAUCAAGUUUUAAAAGUGCCAAGAUUCAGAUUACCCUCAUCUUUACAGUGCUUGCUAACUAGAUUUAAUCAAGAAAAUGACUGAGAAAGAUCCAACUAAAAGAAUUUAGGUUUAAGAUGCAAUGAAACAUGCAUGGUUUAUAAAUACUAAAGAUAAACUUAAAAUGCAAAAAUAAUAUUUCAAUAAGCAUUUACCUAGCCUAAAAACGAUUAUAGAAAUGGUCGAAUAAAGUGAGUAAGAUAUUAGAAGAAAAUCCCUGUAAUAAUCAGGAAUUAAUUUUACCCAUCAAAUGGUAUCAAUUUAAAAAUACGAAUUCAGUCCCUACAGACAACAAUAACCAGAAUUUAGUCCCCUAAAAAAGACAUCAGAAAGUUUAAAUGAAAUUGUUGACGAAGAACAUUAAAUAAGCAAUUUAAUUGAUUAGUUGAAUAACAAAUAAUAUCUGAUGUUGCCUUCGCAAUAUAAUCAUCUCAAUUAAGCCAAUAAUUAGUUGAGAUUCAUCCAAUCUGAAAAUAAUUUAGACUAAUUUCAAGUUUGA